This is a messenger RNA of Monoraphidium neglectum, 372 nucleotides long. Its product is annotated as Cyclin-dependent kinases regulatory subunit 1. Bases 1 to 372 code for a protein of 123 amino acids. The record is from RefSeq and is a predicted model, not a curated record. Gene Ontology annotation, cellular component: SCF ubiquitin ligase complex; cyclin-dependent protein kinase holoenzyme complex. NCBI's taxonomy places the organism in Eukaryota, Viridiplantae, Chlorophyta, Chlorophyceae, Sphaeropleales, Selenastraceae. Gene Ontology annotation, molecular function: histone binding; cyclin-dependent protein serine/threonine kinase activator activity; protein kinase binding. Gene Ontology annotation, biological process: regulation of mitotic cell cycle. The transcript is spliced from 4 exons.
AUGGCGCAGCACUCGAUCCAGUACUCGGAGAAGUAUUACGACGAUGUCUACGAGUACAGGCGAGGCCUGCGCCGCUGCCGUGCUGUUGAGAAGGCGCUACAUGAAUUGUUGAUGGUAUCACGAUCGCGGGCGACGCUGAACGGGCCCUGGCACGUGGUGCUGCCCCCGGAGAUAGCCAACCAUUUGCCAAAGAACAGGCUGCUUGAAGAGAACGAGUGGAGGGCCCUGGGCGUGCAGCAGUCGCGAGGCUGGGUGCACUACGCCGUCCACCGCCCCGAGCCGCACAUCAUGCUGUUCAGGCGCCCCAAGGGCUAUGGGCAGCCGCAAAUGAACGUGCAGCAGCCGCACCAGGCCCUUGUUGGCGCGCAGUAG